This is a messenger RNA of Silurus meridionalis, 3949 nucleotides long. Its product is annotated as protein phosphatase 1 regulatory subunit 12A. Lineage: Eukaryota; Metazoa; Chordata; Actinopteri; Siluriformes; Siluridae. Gene Ontology annotation, biological process: signal transduction. The transcript has 25 exons. Gene Ontology annotation, cellular component: A band; Z disc; cytoplasm. The record is from RefSeq and is a predicted model, not a curated record. The coding region runs from base 144 to 2876 and encodes 910 amino acids. Gene Ontology annotation, molecular function: phosphatase regulator activity; protein kinase binding; enzyme inhibitor activity.
GUGUGUGUGUGUGCGCGCGCCUAUAUGAAUGUGUAUCCCGUCCUCGAAGCCGUCCACAUCUUCUUUUUCCCCCGUCUCUCUCCCUUUCUCUCUCCCACACAUCCACCGAAUAAAUCAAAGUCGCCGGGAGAGACGGAGGGAAGAUGGCGGCCACUGACCGGUCGAGGUCCGAAGCCGCGAAGCAGCGGCGUCAGGAUCAGCUGCAGCGGUGGCAGGGCUCGGAGACGGACCUGACCGGCGCCGAGACGCGAAGUCGGGCUAUGAAGUCGGCCAAAGUGCGCUUCGCCCAGGGCGCCGUGUUCAUGGCCGCCUGCUCGGCCGGGGACCAGGACGAGGUAGCUGAGCUGCUGAGACAAGGAGCGGACAUCAACCAUGCAAACGUGGACGGACUCACGGCGCUGCACCAGGCCUGCAUCGACGAGAACGCAGAGAUGGUGCAGUUCCUCGUGGAGAGCGGUAGCGAUGUGAACCGAGGGGACAACGAGGGCUGGACGCCCCUCCAUGCAGCAGCAUCCUGUGGUUUCAUCCAGAUCACUAAGUACCUGAUCGAGCAUGGCGCACAGGUAGGAGCGGUGAACAGCGAGGGGGAACUUCCUUUGGAUGUGGCCACAGAUGACGCCAUGGAAAGGCUGCUGAAGGCAGAGAUCAAAAAACAGGGUGUGGACGUGGAGCAGGCGAGGAGAGAGGAGGAGCGAGUGAUGAUGCAGGACGCCACGGCCGCUUUGGCAGGGAGCGGAUCGCUGGUGCCGCAUCCCAACACUAAGGCCACGCCGCUGCACGUAGCCGCGGCGAAAGGCUACAUCGAAGUGCUCAAGGUGUUGCUGAAGUGCAAGUUGGACGUGGACAGUAGGGACAGUGACGGUUGGACAGCUUUGCACGCUGCCGCUCACUGGGGGCAGGAGGAAGCGUGCGGUCUCCUCGUGGAUCACAUGUGCGACAUGAACGCCGUCAGUAACGUGGGUCAAACUGCUCUCGAUGUUUCCGAUGAGAAUCUAGUGGAGAAGUUGGAGGAGCUGCAAAAGAAGCAGAACGCGAUGCGUACUGAGAAACAGAAGAUGCAGAUGCCCGUUAUUGAAACCAGUCCUCCCAUUUCUAUGGCACCAGUCCGUCCACGCAGGACGUCCAUCUCUCGUAUGAGCAGCAAGGAGAAGAUCACGUUGCACGAGAGAGAGAAGCACCCUCCGCCCGCCCUCCAGACUUCACCCACGGAGGAAGAAGAGGAGGAGCAGAACACCCAGAGCUGUCCAGGUGCACCGUCCAAAGCUUCCAGCAGCUCCAGUUCAGAGGAGGAGAGCGAAUCGGAGAGCGAUGCGGAAUCAGAAAAGGCCAAAACCAGGGAGCUGAUCAACAACUUGAACAACAAACGCAACAGUGCUGCUCCUAUAACGACCUCGAGCACGACCAGCAGCACGACCAGCAGCACGACCAACCAGGUUAAAAAGCCGGAGCCACCACGGCCUGCAGUAAGUGAGGCUCCGGGGUCGUGGAGGACGUCUCUGCGCAAAGCAGGCAGCUCGGUAACUCUGGGAACCUCAGGCGUGUCCGAAGCAGCUACAGAAAACCCAAAAGGUUCCGAGAACACCUCGGACAUCGGGAUGUCCCGCUCGGCCUCCAGCCCGAGGCUCAGCUCAGACACCGACACCAAGGAGCCCAGGUUAGCUCGAGUGCAGCCCACUCCGUCCAGACGCCUGUUCAGCGUCGGAGACAGCAACACCAGUAGCGCCUCAGACAACCCCAGCAGUUGGUUGAGCAGGAGCUCCUCAUACACACGACGGCUGAACAGCCAGUCAGGCAGUGAGCCGGCAGCACAGAACCCCUCUUUACCUCGCAGCUCAUCUUAUGGAAGGAAACUUGAUGACUCUACAGUGGCCUCCGUCACCACACAAGGAACAUCUGGACUCAGUCGCCUCAACAAUAUAGUGGCUCAGAGGUUAGCUCAGGAAGAGUCCGAGAAGAAGGAUCCUGUGUCCAUGACAACAUCCACGACGGGAGGCGAGCAGGAGAUAAAGCAGAGGCGGAGAUCAUAUCUGACCCCAGUACGCGAUGAGGAGGCUGAAGCUCAGAGGAAGGCUCGCUCCAGGCAUGCACGUCAGUCCAGACGCUCCACUCAGGGUGUUACACUUACCGACCUCCAGGAAGCAGAGAAGACAAUAAAGACGGAAAACAAGACGAAAGACAGGACUAAGGAGGAAGAGGAAAAAGAAGCGAAGCAGAAGAAAGGAGAGGAAGGGGAGGUGAGUUGGAGGUCUCGUAUCGCAAACCUGCAGAAGUCGGACCUGCUGGGACUCACUCACCCUCCUGGUGCACCUCGUCCUGCUGACAGGAAAGAUGCCGAGGACAGCCUAGCUGAAAUUGAGGAACGAGCGAGGGAGAGGAGGAGAGCGCGAGCUCGGAGGAGAGAACGUGCCGGAGAGAGUGAAGAUAACGAGCCCAACGCAAAGGACGAGAGCAGCGGUGGGCCGGACCCACAGACGCACAGAUAUCCAAGUAGCAGGUAUAAUCCAUCCCUCAACGAUUGUCUCGUGGCCGGUGGAUCAGACGUCAAAGAUUAUAAAAGGUUGUUUGAGAAGUUGUCUAGAGAGAACACUCAGCUGCAGGCUCAACUACAGGACACGCUGAGGAACGUGUCCAUGACUCGAAUGGAGCUGGAGAAGGCGAACCAGAGACAGGAGAGGUUCAGCGACUGCACCGCUCUUUUGGAGAUGGAGAAGAAGGAGAAAGUGAUGUUGGAGAGACGUGCAGCCGAGCUAGAGGAAGAGCUGAAAGUAAGAACAUACGUUCCAAUUGAUUUGCUAUCGCUUUUCUCCACGCGGUCCUGUCACACGUGUGUGUGUGUGUAUGUGUGUGUUUGUCCUCGUAGGUUUUGGGGGAUCUAAAAGCGGACAACCAGCGGCUGAAGGACGAAAACGGAGCGCUCAUCCGAGUGAUCAGCAAGCUCUCGAAAUAGACAAAGAGAAAAGGCGAACGAAAGUAAACCAACGAGAGGAUGAACAGAAGAUAGACCGAGGCUCAAAAAGAGAGAGCGGGAGAGAGAGAGACACAAUCCACCCCUUCCCCCUUCCUCACAUCCUGUGCCAAAGAAUUAGUCGUGUGUGAGAACGAAGAAAAUGAUCAGAGCACAUCACUUUUUUUAUUUUUAUAUGCGCACCGUUUAAACUGCAUAGUGACCUGAUCCCUACCUGUGUGUGUGUGUGUGUGUGUGUGUGUGUGUGUGUGUGUGUGUGUGUGUGUAUAUAUCUAUAUAUGUUUGUGUGUGUGUGUGUCUGCGCUUGAAUAUGCACAUCCACUAUGAACUCUAUUCGCCCCAUAUGUUCUGAAGAAGAGUCGGAAAUGAUGUAUGCACACAAUUGGCAGGAUUUCUCUCACACACACACACACACACACACACACACACACACACACACACACACACACACACACAAAAAUGAGGCGUACACAACAUUCACUUGAGUGCCACACAUUCCACACCUCUCAGGCUCCUUCAGGUCUGCGGUAAUUUUGCACUUUUGCAUACACUUUUUACACACACACCAUAUGAGUUGCCAAUUCUAUGACCACGUUGUUACCCAGUAUCGGCUGAAUGUACAGCCACACAGCACUACGAUCAGUAACGAGAGCAGUACACUUUCACACCCACAUGCAGGCAGUGUCAUCGGUGCAAGCCCACUCGUGCACAAGCCUCUGUUAACGCUAUGCAUUGUAUUUUGUUUUCCACGUUAUCGAUAUAGAGGCGAAGAAUAUCGUUUUCAUGUGUUUCCGUUUUCACGUCGGUUUCCUCGCCCCUGUUGUUCGGUCGACGAGGACGGUAACUUUGUUUAUUAUAUAAAUGGACAUCUAUUAUUCCCUUAAAAUAAUAAUAAUGCCGUCAAAAGUAACGUGAUACCCAUGUGUUUUUAAUAUAUCUAUAAAACGAAUUUCAGCACUUAAUAAAUGGUUGUGUGCAUUUGUA